This is a messenger RNA of Rhagoletis pomonella (apple maggot), 1474 nucleotides long. RefSeq names its product 3-oxoacyl-[acyl-carrier-protein] reductase FabG-like. NCBI's taxonomy places the organism in Eukaryota, Metazoa, Arthropoda, Insecta, Diptera, Tephritidae. The record is from RefSeq and is a predicted model, not a curated record. The transcript is spliced from 3 exons. Gene Ontology annotation, molecular function: oxidoreductase activity. The coding region runs from base 229 to 996 and encodes 255 amino acids.
GAAUGCAGAAAAGUUAUAAAGUUUGUGCUUGAGACAUAAAGGUGCACUUAUUUGUUUGGCAUUAGAAAAUUAAACUUUCAAAGCAACAAGCAUGAAAGCAUCAGGAAGUUUCAAUUAUCUGGUAGCGCUGCUAUUUGAUCAUUCGGCGAGGUGAAUAAGUAAUACAAACUCUUAUCAUUAACUGGUUCUCCCUUAGUAAGGCACUAAGUAACAAAAGAGUAGUGAAGUAUGACUUUCUCCGGCAAGGUUGUAAUUGUAACCGGCGCUAGUUCCGGUAUUGGUGCUGCUACCGCCGAGCUGUUUGCAAAACAAGACGCCAAAGUGGUGCUGGUUGGACGUAAUGAGGUAAAUCUAAAAGCAACUGAGGCGGCAUGCAAGGCAGCGAACAGCAGUGCUGAAUUGCUAAUUAUUAAGGCAGACAUAACGUUGGACGCAGAGCGCGUUAUUAAUACAGUCAUUGAGAAAUUCGGUAAAUUGGAUGUUUUAGUUAAUAAUGCUGGUAUACUAGCUGGUGGAAAUAUACUUGAUAUCGAUGUGGAGCAAUUCGAUCAGAUACUCAACACAAAUUUACGUGCGGUUUUCGUGUUAACUAAACUCGCCGCCCCACAUUUGGUGAAAAGCAAAGGCAACAUUGUAAACGUAUCCAGCUUGGCUGGCACACGCUCAUUUCCGAAUAGCUCAAGCUAUUGCGUCUCUAAAGCUGGAUUGGACCAAUUUACCAAGUGUAUAGCUUUGGAUUUGGCACCAAAAGAGGUACGAGUGAACUCUGUAAAUCCCGGUUUGAUUGUGACCAAUAUUCACCGUCGUGGCGGCAUGUCUGAUGAGGCAUAUGCCAAGCAUCUGGAACGUGGUAAAGAGACACAUGCUUUAGGACGUGUUGGUAAUCCAAUGGAGGUGGCUGAAGCGAUUGCUUUUCUGGCCAGUGAUGCUGCCAGCUUCAUCACGGGUGCAAUAUUGCCCAUCGAUGGCGGUAGGCAUGCUAUGUGUCCGCGUUAAAUAAAGUUUUCUUGAAGGGAAGUACAUAAUUUCCUUAUCAUGUUAUGUUAAAAAAAUGAAGUAACAUACUUAUGUAUGUAUGUAUCAAAGAAAAAUCACUAACCCAGUAGGCAAAUAAGUAAGCACCUUACCUUAGGAGAUAAUCCAUGUAUUCUCUAAGCUUUUAGUAUCAAAAUUGUCGAGUGGGAAAAUUAGAAAUUAAAUAUAAAUAGUUUAUCUACAAUUAAAUUAAAUAAAAACCUAUCGUUUGGGCGUUAAUGUUAACGACAUUUGGUAAAAAUUCAAGGCAAUAUCGCUCUAUUGCUCAUCAGAGGCAGUUUUAGAUUAGUCAACAAGAUAUCUAGAUUAUUGUCUCGAGGUUCCAGAACAGGGUCAAUGUGUCGAAUUUCAACUGAUUUGGAACUUUCAGUAUGAAUUCAACAAGUAAAAAAGUCUAAGUUCGGGCGAAGCCGAACAUUAAAUACCCGGUGCAUGUAUU